AUGUUCCCAGUAAUGUCCAGCCAUCGCCUUUGGUGGGGUAGGCUUCACAGGAGAAUCUGCCUGAGCCAAGCAGUGCUGAACAGGCAACCCUUAGAGCACAUGCACCUCAGAGUUGGAGACCGGGCUGAACUCAGGAGGGCCUUCACACAGAGGGACGUGGCCACCUUCUCAGAAUUAACAGGGGACAUCAAUCCUUUGCACUUAGAUGAAGAUUUUGUAAAACACACCAGAUUUGGAAAGACAAUUGUCCAUGGAGUUUUGAUCAAUGGACUUAUUUCAGCUCUCCUCGGUACUAAAAUGCCAGGGCCAGGCUGUGUGUUUCUUUCCCAGGAAAUUAACUUUCCAGCCCCUUUAUAUGUUGGGGAAGUUGUUUUAGCUUCUGCAGAAGUGAAAAAGCUGAAGCGGUUCAUUGCCAUUAUUGCAGUAUCAUGUUCCGUACUAGAAAGUAAAAAGACUGUUAUGGAAGGGUGGGUUAAAGUUAUGGUCCCAGAAGCUCCCAAAUCCUGAAAUAUGUCUUUAGAGGUACAAGUUCAGGCAUCAGUGUUGUUAUUGAAAGCCUCUGAGGAAAACAGGGAUGGCUCUUCUUCAGCAAGGACAGGCUCAUAAACCUGUACUAGGGGAAGGGAGCAGAUAGAGAGAUGUUCCAGUGUCCACUUAGGCUUCACUCCGGCUUAAGUAUAUUUAUCAUCUAUCUAGGUUUUCAACACUGAAAAACAUAGGCAAUUCCCUGGUGGUCCAGUGGUAGGACUCUAGGCUUUCACUGCCAGGGGCAUGGAUCCAAUCCCUUGUCAGGAAAGUAGGAUCCCACAAGCCGUGUGGCACAGCAUGCACAUGCGUGCACAAACACACACACACAAGUGAACAGGGGAGAUCAGAGGUGAUUCUAAGGUUGCACAUUGUUAACCAGGCUCCCAUAAGGUGCCAUUAAAAAAGAAAAAAAAAACUGAAAAAAGUGUUAGGAAAGUUAUCAUUUAGCUUAAUGUUCUACUUUUAGGAUUCCAAACCUAAUUAGAUUUGCAUUCAGAUAACACAAACCUACCUAUAUCUGUGCAGAUAAGAAUUUACUAAAGUCACUGAGUUUAUAAGUAGCAAGCAUUUAAUUAUUAAAGGCAACGAUGGAAGAUAGGUCAUCUUUGAACACAUCUUUUAACAGUAAAUAUUGUUAGAUCCUGUUCUUCAGCAGUUUCUGAAUCAGAGUUUAUUAUAAUUUGUUACUGUUUACACCAACAUGGUGAUUUAUUGAUCCUUCCUUCAGUGUCACUUGCCCUUCAGAUGGUUUUCCUGUCACUGGGGGAGGGCUUAUGUGCAUCUUUGGACUCAGUUCUGUAAGCUCUCUUGGUUUCAUCUAUAAAGCAGUGAUAACGACUCCAUACAGGAGUGCUGGAGAUGACAGAUACAAACAGGUAAGCACAAGGCCCAGCCUCUAAACAAGUAGCAGCUGCUGUUGCCAUUCUCAUCUGGGAGCAAGGUUACAGGUUUCCUGAGCUUGGAGCUAUCUGGCCAAAAAUUAAAGAACAGAUGAAUCUUUCAGGAUGUCAGCCAGUCUCCAUUGGUUUUCUAAACCUGGAAUAGAUCUUGAGUGCAGAGUUUCUAUUUUAGCAAUCCAGGUGAUUUUCUCUCUCCCUUGAAAAUAUUUUGGGGAGUCCCCACCCAUUAUAUAAAUAAUACAUGCUUUUAUUAAAAUAAUUAUAAAAAGAUUGAGGGGACACUGGUGGCCAAGUUCUUGAGCAUUGAGGGGUGUUAGAGAGGAAACGUGCCUAAUUUGUUAUUAUUGGUCAUCCUGUACACAGCCAGCACUAUUAAGACAAGAAUCUAUGGUAGAACAUACAGGUAGUCCAUCUGUGCUCUGUGGCUUUAGAUGGUGGCUCAGACCACAGCUGGUUGCUUUGAUCAGGAAGAUAAGAUCAAACUAAUUGGCUGCAUCCACCCACAUUUCCUGGAAAAAAUUUUCCUGCUGCUGGGUCAGUAACUAGAUUUUUGUUGUUGUUUACGUCAACUACUACUACUAUUAAGUCGCUUCAGUCGUGUCCGACUCUGUGCGACCCCAUAGACAGCAGCCCACCAGGCUCCCCGUCCCUGGGAUUCUCCAGGCAAGAACACUGGAGUGGGUUGCCAUUUCCUUCUCCAGUGCAUGAAAGUGAAAAGAAAGUGAAGUCGCUCAGUCGUGUCUGACUCAGCGGCCCCACGGACUGCAGCCCACCAGGCUCCUCCAUCCAUGGGAUUUUCCAGGCAGGAGUCCUGGAGUGGGGUGCCAUUGCCUUCUCUGUGUUUACAUCAAGGGGAUCCUUAAAACAGACUACCAGAAAGAAUUGUUCUCAUCACUAGAGGGCAGUGUUGUGUAUAAAUGAGUAGUUCAAUAUUGUACCAUACUCCAGUUUGUGUUGGUAGUGUGGAAAAUACCAAAAUCAGGGUGCAGAGCAAGGAUGCCAUUAUUAUGAGUUUCAGAAGGGGAAGCUUAUACGGGUUCAGGUUCACCUGAAGAAGGUGUAUGUAUACGUGAAACACGGUACAUGCAGAUAAUUGGAUGUGACACUGGAAAACAAAACGGAGAAUUUGAGUCACAAAAUAAACACUUGAUGCUGAGACCAUCUAUUCCUGCAGAACUCAUUCUCUGGGAUUGAAUGGCAAUCCUGAAGGAUGGGUCUGCAAGUGGAGUGUGGUGUGAUCAUUGAUACUGUAAGUUACCAUUCUUUCAAUGAUAAGCCAGGUUUCUACAGUAAUUCUAAUCCUUUAAACAGUUUUAUGAAGUUACUGUUCCGUUUUAUGGGCUCUAUGACUUGCCCAGGGUUGUCAGCUAGUAUGCAGUGGAGCUGGGAUCCACAUGGGCCUGCCUGGCUCCAGAACAUUUCUUUUUUCCAUUACCCUGUGGGUCUUAAAAUGUUCCCAUGUUGGAAUGCUAUCAGUUUCUAUAAUAGUAUCUUAUGUUGCAUUUGUAUUUGGAACUACCAUCGUACAUAAUUUUUUUUCUAUUUAGAAUAUUCUAGAUCCUAUUCCCUGUUACAGUUUUAAUGUUUUCCUCGCUGUUACUUGAUGGCUUCUACCAAAACCUAUUGCCUGUACUUUUUCUAAGUUGAUAUU
Messenger RNA from Budorcas taxicolor (takin), 3078 nucleotides. It is a transcript of the gene HTD2, whose product is annotated as hydroxyacyl-thioester dehydratase type 2. The transcript has a single exon. The coding region runs from base 1 to 507 and encodes 168 amino acids. NCBI's taxonomy places the organism in Eukaryota, Metazoa, Chordata, Mammalia, Artiodactyla, Bovidae. The record is from RefSeq and is a predicted model, not a curated record.